This is a messenger RNA of Suillus clintonianus, 591 nucleotides long. RefSeq lists its product as uncharacterized. The transcript has 2 exons. NCBI's taxonomy places the organism in Eukaryota, Fungi, Basidiomycota, Agaricomycetes, Boletales, Suillaceae. The record is from RefSeq and is a predicted model, not a curated record. Bases 1 to 591 code for a protein of 196 amino acids.
AUGGAGAGUCCAUUUAAAAACACUGACACCGACGCUUCUGCCGCAUCCACAAACGUCGCGCUGGAUGUACGAACAAACUUCCUCCAAAGACAUCCGGCCAUCACUCAUUUCGCAGUGUUAGCACUGUUUUUGACACCACUUGCUGCAGUGCCAUAUUUGCUGUCUAAGAGACGCAUCUCCGCUCUGUCCAGCAGGUUGGACGAACUCUCAGCUACAACUACUGUUUUGCGGAAGGAAUUAAAGACUUCUGCGACUGAGAAUGCCACGCGGAAGAUGGAAUUACAUCGCACAUCAGCCUCACUUGAAGCUGCAAGAUCGGAAUUCAUUCAGCUGCGUCGCAGCCUCAAACAGCUUCGUAUGGAACGCGAUGCGUCAGAGAUAAUGACGCAGAACGCUCUGAAGCAGCUUCUUGAAGAGAGAAACGAACGCUUGGCACUUCUCCCGCAGCUGGGUAUCUCGCUAGCUGAUGUCGCCGCAUUCAUGUACGAAGCCGAGUUGCGCCACGGUAGUGUCAUUGAUGCUCAUGGCGUUGAAAGGCUUCGCCGACUUGCGCUCGAAUUCCACAUAGCGAAGUCGGAGGGGCCGAGGUAG